AGUUUGACGCAAUAUAUUCCAAACACUUUACUCUUUAUAAAUAUAUAUGUUAACCCAAAUACAAAGAAAAAUCUAGUUACUAAGUCCAAAACCAAACUGUAAUGUCUGAUAAAAAGUUAUCAGAUGUAAAUACUAUCAAAGAGUACGAAAAGAUGAUUUUGGCAGGACCGGCCGAUUUUCAAACAGCGAUAGCGGCCUCUGGUUUUGGCAAGUUUAACAUAGUGCUGUUGCUACUGUUUAUACCUUUAGGAUGGACGCUGCAUUUUGAGGCUCUGCUAAUAUCAUUUGUCGUACCAGCAGCAUCAUGCGAUCUCAACAUGACACCUUACCAAAAGGGUGUGCUAAACUCUAUGUCCUUUUUCGGUAUGGCUGCUACCGGUUUGGUUUGGGGCUUUCUACUUGACACGCUUGGAAGGAGGAAAGUGAUGCUCUAUGGUUACAUAAUAGAAUCUCUAGCCGUGAUUGGAGCUGGUUUGUCAUCAAAUUUCUAUCUCUUGUCUGCAUUUAAAUUUCUAGGGGGGGCCAUAGCAGGCGGUGCCUACGUAGGUUUAAGCACAUACUUGCACGAGUUCCAUGGUACUAAAUAUCGCAGUAAAGUUCAAAUGAUACUCGCAUCUGUAUACGCAAGUGGCAGUAUAGUCAUGCCGUUAUUGGCAUCGGCGAUUUUGCCACUUAAAAUUCAGUUUAAAUGGUAUUUCAUUGAACUGCACUCUUGGAAUGUGUUGAUUCUUGUCACAGCAAGCUUGCCAAUCAUGUCUGUACUUGCUAUAGCAUUUCUGCCCGAAACGCCUAUUUAUUUAAUGUCUUCAGGAGAUAAUGAUGGAGCAAUGGACAUAUUCAGGACUAUUUACUACAUUAACACCGGAAAAAGGAAAGAAAGUUAUCCGAUCCAACAACUGAUUGAAGAAAUUCAAGAAAACAAAGAACAAAUCUUAAAAGAAUCUCGAUGGCAACGCUUAAAAUCAAGCAUACAACAAGUAGCACCAUUGUAUGGCAGCAAACAUAGAAACAAGUUAAUUUUGGCUUGUGCUAUUCAAGGUCUAAUACAACUAGUAAUUAAUGUUAUAUAUGUGAUCAUGCCUCAAAUAUUCCAAGCCACUCACGAAUAUCAACAUUUACAUAAUGGUACCGACAGCACUUUAUGUAACGUUUUGGAUUUACUACGAUCUCCCAAUGUCACUGAAGAAAUAGUUGAAUGCUCGCCGAAUCUAGACAGCAGUUUUACAGUAUACCUGAGUGCAAUGAUAAUGGUAUCUGUAUCAGUUGCAGGUUACGCUUUUGCUGGAACUGUAAUAAAUUUCACUGGACGGAAAAAGUUCCUAUACGUGAUGGGUUUCGCCUCAGCAAUAGUUGGCAACUGCAUGUAUUUUUCCAAUAGUGAAACUACAACUCUGAUCUUGAGUUCUUUAUAUUUAGCAACAGCAAACCUUUGUUUCGAUACCGUUGUAACUGAUAUCGUCGUAAUAUUUCCUACAUCUUUAAGAGCUAUGGCACUUUCGAUGUCAAACUUGACUGGCAGAGCGUUAACAGUGGUGGGUAGCACGUUAUUUCCAUUUUUAGUGGAAUUAGGCUGUGCUCCUCCAUUUGUAACGUAUGGAUGUCUAAUAUUAGCUGCAAUCUUACUGAGCAUUCUCGUUCCUAGCACUGACAACAUGGACAUAAAAUAAUGAAAAUAAAGAUUUUACAACAACCCAAUAUACA
Molecule: messenger RNA, 1701 nt
Organism: Sitophilus oryzae (rice weevil)
Lineage: Eukaryota; Metazoa; Arthropoda; Insecta; Coleoptera; Curculionidae
Product: organic cation/carnitine transporter 7-like
Exons: 11
Coding region: 102-1667 (521 amino acids)
Biological process (GO): transmembrane transport
Cellular component (GO): membrane
Molecular function (GO): transmembrane transporter activity
Source: RefSeq, a predicted model, not a curated record